Molecule: messenger RNA, 1061 nt
Organism: Cebus imitator (Panamanian white-faced capuchin)
Lineage: Eukaryota; Metazoa; Chordata; Mammalia; Primates; Cebidae
Gene: CUNH1orf50
Product: chromosome unknown C1orf50 homolog
Exons: 4
Coding region: 1-711 (236 amino acids)
Source: RefSeq, a predicted model, not a curated record
AUGCCCAGAGGCUUGCACCGCCUCUUUUCCUUUCAGUCAACCUGGACCCUCCCUCCACCGCCCGUCAGCGGAACCCUGCGCUUCAGCUGGAGCCCCGCCUCCGAGUUCAGGCCAAGCUCAGUCGCUCUAACGCCCAAUGGACAAGGAAGACGGAAGCUCCGCCCAUGUGCCUUUAUGCGCAGGCGCUCUCGACGCGCACCGCAAGGGAGUGGGAAUAAGGCGCUGUUAUGGAGGAGGCUGCAGCGCCGGGGCGGACCGAGGGGGUCCUUGAAAGGCAAGGAGCGCAGCCAGCUGCAGGUCAGGGAGGCUGAUGACUUCAUACGAGCAAAUGCCACCAACAAGCUGACAGUCAUAGCUGAACAAAUCCAGCAUUUGCAAGAACAAGCCAGGAAGAUACUGGAAAAUGCUCACAGAGAUGCCGACCUGCACCAUGUAGCUUGUAAUAUAGUGAAAAAACCUGGCAACAUUUACUACCUCUAUAAACGGGAGAGUGGUCAGCAGUAUUUUUCCAUCAUUUCUCCGAAGGAAUGGGGGACAAGUUGUCCACAUGACUUCCUUGGUGCCUACAAGCUACAGCAUGACUUGUCCUGGACUCCGUAUGAGGACAUUGAGAAGCAAGAUGCUAAAAUCAGCAUGAUGGACAAGUUGCUAAGCCAGUCAGUGGCCCUGCCUCCAUGCACUGAACCCAACUUCCAGGGACUGACUCACUGAGAGGGGGCUCUGACAAAUAGCUCUCACAGGACCUGGCUGUCACCUCCUUGUUGCCCCCUUGUUGCCUUGAGAAUUGACGGUGUCUGUAGGUGAAUCACAAACUUCUUGGAAAGAGACCCUGUGUGAAUGUAAAUGCGGUCAUUAUGGCUUUUAAUUGGGAUGGUAAUAAUCACUGAGAGUCACUGUCUUUUGGGAUCCUCUCUGGGCCACAGAUACCCAAGUCAGUCACUUUCAGAGUUUUGGCUAAUGUACUUUUCCUUCUUCCUCUCCAUCCCUUCUUCCCUUUAAAGUGUUAGAGAAAGAAGAGUUUCUUCUUUCUGCAAAAAGUUUGGUGGAUCGUUUUCCAAAGA